AUGAACCUGCUCGCCAUCAUCCAAUGCGUCGUGCCUCGCCCCAAUGGAGUCCAACACCUUUUUAUUCGGAACGAGGGGCACUCGAGGCAAUCGACGUUCGGCCAACUCGUGUCCCCUCAACGCUAUGGCGAACGGCCCCCGCACGAGCGAGUGGCACAGGAUGAUGCGUCCAGCUCCACGAGCGAGUGGUCCGACUCCUCCGAUCUCGGCACGAGUACCCCGACACCGGCCAAGAUCAUGCAGAGCGGAUUUCCGUCUCUUUCGGAGGCGGUCGCUUCUUCGUCGCCCACGACGGAGAUUCCCCGCUUCCCCGUCAUCCCUCUGCCACCAACGCCCAUGCGCAGCCGCUCCUACACCAAGCUGACCAACCUCGCCUAUGACCCGAUUCAGCGCCCCUCAAGCGCUGACCCCACCCCCGGAUCGUUUGCCAAACGGCCCCUUCUCCGCCCAGAUCGUGCGCCCAAGGGCGUGCACCGCAACUUCUUGGAGUUCGCUCUCGGCCAGAGACGGUUCACGGCGAGGAAGCGGCUCUACUUCUUCGUUUGGGACAAGAAGUGGCGCGAGAGGGUGGCCACUUACCUCAACCGCGACCUUCCCCCUUACAUCGCGGUUCCUGUUCCGGUCGGCCUCCUCACCUUCCGGCCCACUCUCAAGGGCAAGGAGGUGUUUUUUCGCGUGUAUGACCCCACGGUGUCCGAGAUCGGCGAGUCUGACCUUGACGGUGAGUAUGUCCGGAUGCGAAUCGCCACCAAGCCCGGAUGCACGGCUGCUCGACCGCCUCGCGUCCGACUCCCAGCGAUCUCGUCCGUCACAAACUCGCCUUCCUCAGCCAACUCUCAGUUUGGCUACGAGAACAGCGAGGAUGCCGGUCCAUCAUGGUCGUCGCCACCUCGGCUCUCACGUCACAAGCCGGCCGCGAUCGCCGUGCCUCCCCGGAUCGACAUCGAGGCGCUUCCCUUGUCUCGCUUGGGCGGCCUGUGCCCAUCGUUCCUGAACCUAGUCGGAACCAUGAACGAUAUCGUCAAGCCGGUGAACCUGGAGGGGCCGCUCGACCCCGUGCACCAAGAAGGAUGGAGCUGGGGUAUCGCAGCAUCUCGGCGCACCCGCUUCGCUUUUCGCUACGAGAGCGACUCUGUUUCCAGGCCGUUUGGUUCUUCCUCUACGGUCCGACGGUUCUGGAAGCAGGAGAGUCUGCCUUACAUGCAGUUUCGCCUGAAAGUGGCGGCUAUGCCAGGCCGUGUGCGGGAGUAUGACGAGGCCUUCGUCACCGACUAUGUGCCGGCUUUCGCGCAUCUCCUCUCCUGUCGUCGCCUCUGUCUUUUGUCGCCUACUAAAUCACCUUCAGCUCUUCUCUUCCCCAACAAUCCCCAUCCUUCUCAACUUGCACCGACCUUCAUAGGUCCCCCACCUUCUCUUCUGGUAUCUUGCUCUUUACGCUCUCAUUUCUUGGUUUCACGCCUAUCCUCUCGUCUCAUCAGCUGUUCCUCCGUCGCCCACGUCUCGUUCCCUCACGUCUCGUUGACACUGCUCAUCGCCUCUUCACCCUUCCCUCGGCUAUAUCAUGGGAGGCCUGAAGUCGCACUCCGGCGAGCCCCUUUCGCCGAGCUCCAAGGCUCAGCUGGCAGUGAAGCGAGCGGAAAGACGAAAGCGCCACCGCGACGAGCCGCCACCCUUGGAGGCGUCGCCGUCGCCCCGAUCGGAGACAUGUGGCCUGCUGACACAGAAAGCGACAUCUCGCGCUGUUUCGUCUGGGGAACACCGAGCAUUCUGCCGCCGCCCAAGUCUAUAUUCGGUCCCAACCCCGUCGCCGCAGGACAACCGGCCUCCUCCAGCCCCGGGUCAAGCGAGGCUGGAGGAGAUGCGGCGUCAGGCACCAGCGCGGACCGUGACGGCGCCAUCCAGUCCAGCACUCGCCGUGCUCCGGAUGGUGGCCCGAUUGUCGGCCCGAGGCCAACAACUCCUCCCGCACGGCCUACCAAGCGUGCGCGACCGGCCCCGAAGGGCGUUUGGGCCGUGCCCGACCCGACGGAAGACGACUCGACCGAGGUGGCGGCCGUUCCCAUUCCAACCGAGUCGGUGCGCUCCAUCCUGACCGACCUCGUCAAAGGCGAGCGUUUCUUCAACUCCGCGCAGUGCUUCAUAGCGAGCAACGAGUCGCUCAUGCGGAUCGUCGAGAUUCGUCGCGGUUCCGGCAAACUCGAGCGGAUUAUUCUGCCCUGCCCUAAGCAUCUCCUCUCCCCACAUCAGCUUCCUCGCCACACAAGCGUGGUAGCACGGCUUCGCCUACUGUCCGUGCCAGAGGCCGAGUUCAGGCCCGAGACCCUGUUUGUGAUGGUAGUUGUCACCACUGGAGACUUCACCUUUGGCCGAGGCUCCCUAGAGGGUGUCGCAGUAUCUCAUUGGGACGAUUUCGUGCGGUUGCUCCAAGUGUUGAAGGAGGACGCAAAAGCGACAGAAGGCGAAGGCAGCUGCGGAGACGACGUGACGAGAGGGUCUUUUCUGGGACUGCAGCAUGUUGUAAAAGCCGUUUGGAUGCUAUAG
Trichosporon asahii var. asahii CBS 2479 is the source of this 2541-nucleotide messenger RNA. RefSeq lists its product as uncharacterized. The transcript has 10 exons. The coding region runs from base 1 to 2541 and encodes 846 amino acids. The record is from RefSeq and is a predicted model, not a curated record. NCBI's taxonomy places the organism in Eukaryota, Fungi, Basidiomycota, Tremellomycetes, Trichosporonales, Trichosporonaceae.